AUGGCCCUCUCAAAGUCUGAGGUCUGCGACGCCACUAUGGCCGGCACCGUGGCGCGGUUCAUCAACCACAGCUGCGGACCCAACUGUCGCUCUGGCACCAUUGAGCUUCAUGGCAGGCGGCGCGUCUGCAUCUUUGCCGCGCGAGACAUCGCGGCCGGGGAGGAGCUCUGCUACGACUACCAGCUGUCAGUGCCGGUGCUGGACGCGGGCGGCGCCGACCUGGAGACUGUGGCGCGCUGGGAGGGCGUGGAGCUCAUGCGCUGCCGCUGCGGCGCGCCCACCUGCCGCGGCGUCGUCUGA
Monoraphidium neglectum is the source of this 300-nucleotide messenger RNA. Its product is annotated as putative myeloid/lymphoid or mixed-lineage leukemia. The record is from RefSeq and is a predicted model, not a curated record. Gene Ontology annotation, biological process: regulation of DNA-templated transcription. The transcript has 3 exons. Gene Ontology annotation, molecular function: protein binding; histone H3K36 methyltransferase activity. Gene Ontology annotation, cellular component: nucleus; chromatin. Bases 1 to 300 code for a protein of 99 amino acids. NCBI's taxonomy places the organism in Eukaryota, Viridiplantae, Chlorophyta, Chlorophyceae, Sphaeropleales, Selenastraceae.